Messenger RNA from Babesia bovis T2Bo, 1377 nucleotides. RefSeq names its product putative ribosomal RNA small subunit methyltransferase A. The record is from RefSeq and is a predicted model, not a curated record. The coding region runs from base 17 to 1357 and encodes 446 amino acids. Gene Ontology annotation, molecular function: rRNA (adenine-N6,N6-)-dimethyltransferase activity. Gene Ontology annotation, cellular component: mitochondrial matrix. The transcript is spliced from 3 exons. NCBI's taxonomy places the organism in Eukaryota, Apicomplexa, Aconoidasida, Piroplasmida, Babesiidae. Gene Ontology annotation, biological process: rRNA methylation.
AAUUGAAAUAAAGUAAAUGAAAUGUGAAGCUUAUUAUGUGUUAUUUUUAAUUUUACUUAUAUACAAUGCCGUCAAUGCCUUCAAGAUCAAUAGAAGGUCGUCUUCUGUACCAAGAAACAUAUUACCUAAAAUCGCACAUUUUCAAGGUACAAGACCAAACUGGAUUGCAGAAGAUGUAAACAUCGCAGAUGUGUACUCAUUAUGGACUAGCUUCCUUCAUGGAAUAGUGAUUAAUCAACGAAACAGUACACCGGUUUGGAUGGAUCACAAUGAAGAUGUGCAAGAUUCCGCCGAUAAGAAACCACUAAGGAGCUUAAAAGACCUAUCCAAAAUAGAAAUCAUGCCUCUAAAACAGCCUACAAAAAAGAAGACAACAAAAAAGUGGAAGAAUAAUAAAUCUGAAGAUGCAGAAACCGUUAUACCCCGUUUACCUGCAGGAGAGUUUAAGCCUAAACAAAGCUUGGGGCAGAAUUUCAUAAGUGACCUCAAUAUAAUGAAACGAUUGUGCAACUCUUUUGACCAAGAUGAAGGCGGUCACCCAGAUGGGCGACAAGUAAUUGAAGUGGGAGCUGGAAUAGGCUCAUUGACGCAUAUUCUUUACAAAAAAUACCCUAAGAUGAGCGCUAUUGAGAUUGAUGCUAGGGCCAUUAGUCAAUUGAGUCGCAACCUCCCUGAUCUAGAUGUAAUUCAUGACGACGUUUUACAGGUAGAUUACGAUGCAGUGAGCAAGGCUAAAGGAUGUAAACUGUGGAUCAUUGGCAAUUUGCCAUUCUAUAUCACAAGUCAGAUAUUGUUCUGUCUGGUUGACUACAAAAGGGUCAUCGACACUGCAGUGGUAACAGCACAGUGGGAAGUUGCACAACGUAUUGUAGCUCGUCCAAAUCAAUUCGAAUACUCCAUACUUAGUGUAGUGCUCCAAUUGUACGCUAAACCUAGUCUGUGUUUUAAAAUUCCAAACUACGCGUUCUACCCUGUGCCCAAGGUAGACUCCGGAGUUAUUCGACUGGAAUUUAAAAAUAAAACCAACCCGGAAUGCGCCCCGCUAGUGUUAAAACGUAUACUGCGUGACAGUUUUAACCAACGUAGGAAAAUGCUGAAAACCAGUCUGCGAACGUGUCUGGAUCAGUUGGAAAUCCCCAAGUUACCAUCCGAACUGGAAGAUAUUAGACCGCAACAAUUACCACCAGAAGGAUUCGUAGCACUAUCUAAAUGGAUAGAACGCCAUGGUAACUUCAGUGGUACAAACACCCGUUACGGCUUGCACGACAACAAACGAAUGUCGUCUCCAAUGGGCAUGGAGUCACUUGAACCACACCCAGACCGUGUAUGGCGUCAGUUUAAACAUGGAGAAAAGUAAUUGCACUGUCUAGUUUAAUA